CCGACCUGACAUCCCUCCGGAUCUUCGACCGACGCCUCAACGCCUGGCCGAGAAAGAGCAGGAUAAGGCAAGAUGAAAAAACCCGAGUUGAAGAUGCCCUCGGUGCUGGGGAAGGUGUCGGCCAAGUUCGUCAAGAAGCCCAUGUUCAAUCAGCCCGUCCACACGGAAAAGCGGUAUCAUGUUACUCGAAUGGUCUAUGCCGUUCUCCUCUCGCUGCUCGUCCUGAUCGCCGCCUCCACCAUCGGAUUGAACGCGGUGACUGUCAACUUCAUCGAGGAUAACCGCGACACCGGCUUUGAAUUCGAGACCGAGGACCCGAAUGAUGCAGUCAUACUGGCCGCGCUCCCACGAAUGUUGUACACCGCGCCAGCAAAGCUUGCCCUGGUAGCCGGCGCAAUCUCCAUCUUCGUCGGCGCCACGCACCUCGCGUUCGUCAUCACAGACUGGAAAGUAGGCAAGAAGACCCAAGCAUACGCCUUCCGCCGCAACAUGAUGUUCCUCCACUUCGGCAACACAAUCCUCAUCCUCUUCGCCCUCAUCUCCACGCUCGUCGCGCACAAAUCCUCCUCCCACGUCAACGUGCGCUACGUCACCAGCAAAGCGGACCGACCCUCUGCUGCAGACGGCCUGCGCUACAACAUCGGCACCUUCGACCUCGAGACGUGGUCCUGCGAGUGGAAGUCGAUCCCCGGCGCGGAGAUGGUCUGGAUGGACUACGGUGCCCAGUGCAGUGUCGAGGUCGCAGGGAGAAGUAUCAUGUGUCUGUUCCUGGUUGUGACAACUGCGCUUGCGGGCCUGAGUAUUUGGGGGAUGAUUGGGCGGCGGGACGCGAGCGGCGAGCGCAUCAAGACAGAGCAGGUGGAGCUGGAGAUGGGCAAGAUGAACGCCAUCUAGGUCCACCUCUCUUGCUUCCCAACCACUGUUCUUUCGACUUGUGUGGUGGACGGCUCGCCCGUCGGUGCGCCACAUUCUUUCCUUCGCUCUUGUAUUCUUCCCCUCCUCUUCCCUUUUCUUUUCCGCAACGCUAGUGCGUGUUACAUGAUACCCUACUCUCGUUCCUUCCUCUUUACUUCUACUCUCGUUACCGCUGUGCUAGACUAUAGACG
Molecule: messenger RNA, 1106 nt
Organism: Paraphaeosphaeria sporulosa
Lineage: Eukaryota; Fungi; Ascomycota; Dothideomycetes; Pleosporales; Didymosphaeriaceae
Exons: 2
Coding region: 73-894 (273 amino acids)
Source: RefSeq, a predicted model, not a curated record